AUGGACGAUAUUCUUGACGCAUCCUACUACUUGGGCGGUAAAGCCGCCGAAGCCUCCAAAACAUUGGAUAUCGUCAUUGGCAGCGGCGACAUUGUCACCAUCGACGAGUUGCCCGAAGAUCCACAAGAGCUUAUAACGUUUUUGGAGGCAGAAUCAUGUGGUGUCAAGUACUGGGUUCUCGUGGCACAAGCAUAUGCGCUGGAUGGAAAACUUCAGGAAGCUGUCACCAUCGCUGAAAAAGGUGCCUCUCGGGACUUCAAAGGCAGUGAAAGAGACCAGCUUUUAGUGCUUUUGGCAUCGGCUCACUUCGAGUUUGUGAUACGAAGUGUUGAUAGAGCCCAGCAUCUUCAAAAAGCAGAAGAAAGUCUUGCCAAAGUUGAUGAUACCCACUCUGUUCCGGUACUCGUAUCUCAGGCUAUUCUUCAUAUGCACAAAGACGAGGUUGAAAGUGCCUUGCAAAUCUUUGACCGCUUGCUUAAGCUUGACUCCACAAAUUGUGUUGCUUUGCUUGGUAAAGCACACAUCACCCUCAGCAAAACACAGAGCUACACGAACGCGUUGAAAAUUUACCAACAGGUCUUGGUAUUAAACCCAUUGAUGAAACCAGAUCCAAGAAUUGGUAUUGGAUUGUGUUUCUGGUUCCUCAAGGAUCGGUCUAUGGCUAUUAAUUCGUGGACUCGUGCACUUGAGAUGGAUCAGAACAACUUCAAGGCUAAACUUCUCUUGACUUUAGCCAAAUUCGACAAUGUCUUUACAAACUCCCUUUCGGAUGAGCAGUUCAUUGAAAGCUAUAAGGAGAUCCUUCAGGAGACAUACAAGCUUCACCAGAUAGCUCCAAACGACAAGGUCAUCUUGAUGGUGCUUGCGUCAUACUUCUACUCCAAGGGUGACUACGACACGGUGGAAAGAAUUGUUAAUAGAGUCAUAACUUCAUGCUCAGACGAGAUGGCUGCAGCAAAGUCUUCGAAAUUGACACCCUUCACGUCAAAGAUACUCUCUCAAGGCUCUUUCUGGCUCGGCCGUGUGGCCUAUGCCAGGAAUGACUUCACCCAGGCACAGAAAUACUAUCACGAAGCUAUUAGAUUGGAUGAUAAGAAUCUUGUUGCUAAGCUAGGCUUGGGCCAGGCUCAGCUAAGUCGAGGAUCAUCGGAGGAAGCAAUCAUCACAUAUGAAUCCAUCGUCCGGACAAACGCCAAGAGUCUUGAGUUUCACUACGCGUUGGGUCUUUUGUAUGCUCAACUGAAAUCACGUUCGAAGCAUGAGCAAGCCAUUCAGAUGUUGGAGAGAUAUAUCAGAUUGUCUAGCAACCGUGGUUUGGCGGUUGCAAACAUGAAACAAGAUGAAGCUUAUCUUAAUAAAGAGCCUGUUGUAGUCAAUGCUUACUUGCAGUUGAGUCAACUUUAUCUGUCCAAGGACAUUUCUCAGUCCUUGUCAUACUUGAAUAAAGCCAUUGAGAGCAGGAAACAGAUUGGUCUGGAUGCCCCUUUGGAGGUGUACAACAAUAUCGGUGUGUUUAACUUUAUCAAGAACAAUGAGGCCGCCGCUAUGGAGAACUUCAAUAUCGCCCUCAAUAUGGUUCAUGACUACAAAAUCCCAGAAGACACGAUGGAUGAAAAAGCCGUCAGUCUACCACUGGACUUGAAAGCACCAAUCACAUACAACUUGGCAAGGUCCAAGGAACUGCUGAAUGAAGCCGAAGCCAUUGACAUUUAUAACAAGUUGCUCGAAGAGUGUCCAAACUACUUCUCGGCCAAGCUCAGGCUUCUCUUUUUAGACGCUGUCUCCACCAACAAGACGUCGAAGAAGGAACUCGAAGAAGAAAUAAAGGAGCUUCUACACAGCCAUGCCUCAAACUUGGAGGUUAGAUCGUUCUAUGGCUGGUUUAUCAAGACUUUUGGCAAAAAGAUUGGCCUCAAGCCAGAUGCUGACACGCAACAUCAAAAGGAAACGUUGGUGGACUAUGACUCGCAUGACUGCUACGCUUUGAUUUCUUUGGCCAAUAUUUACUGUGUAAUGGCUAGGGAAGUCAAGUCUUCGAAGGAAGAGGACAAGAGAAAGAAAUACUUUCUCAGAGCCAUCGACUUGUUCACUAAAGUGUUGUCAAUCGAUGCGAAGAAUGCAUUUGCUGCGCAAGGUUUGGCCAUAAUAUACAUUGAAAAUAAGGAACAGACAAAGGGCCUCGAUAUUUUGAGAAAGAUUCGUGAUUCCUUGAAUGACAUUUCGGUCUACUUGAACCUCGGACAUGUCUUGGUUGAGUUGAAGCAGUACUCUAAGGCAAUUGAAAGUUUUGAAAUCGCUUUUGUACGUUUCACGAACAGCUCUGAUCCAAAGAUUCUCUCAUUCUUGGGUCGUGCUUGGUACUUAAGAGGUCUUGCAGAGAAAAACUUAAGUUACUUGAAGAAGGGUCUUGAAUACUCCGAGGAGGCACUUGCUAAAUCUUCUACGAACAAGAGUGCAUUGUUAUUCAAUGUCGCUUUUGUCAAAUUUCAAAUUGCCGACUUCCUCAGCAAAUUGCCUGCAGAACAAAGGACAGUGGAAGAUAUCAACGAAGCCAUCGGCAACCUAAAUGAUGCAAUCGCUGACUUGAAUCACCUUGCCUCAGAAGAUGAGAAACAUCCGCCAUUCCCUAAAUCUGAGUUGAAGGCUAGAGCGAACAUGGGUACGAACACAUUGCUCAACAGAUUGAAUGUCUGCCUCGAGGAGACCAAGGAAAAUGUUUCCCAAUUGAAUAGCAAGCUUGAAAAAGCGAAGAGGUUGAGACAAGAAGAGGAACUCAAGAGAGCACAAGAAGAAGAGGAGAGACUAGCUGCUCUUAAAGCAAAGGAGGAGGAGUUGGCCAAAGAGCGUGCAAUCUUGCAAGAGCAAGCUCAACAGUGGGCCGAAGAGGCCAGGCAGAACCUCGUUGCUGAAUCUGAGGAUGACGAUAAAUUUUUGGAGGAAGAGAAAACUGAGGGAAAGAAGAAGAAGGGCAAGAAGGCACAGGCCAAUGGCAAGAAAAGUGGUAAGAAAGGAAGUAAGAAGAAGAAAGACUUUAUUAAUGACAGUGACGGUGUCGAGUCCCCACCUUCUGAAGACAAUGAGCCUGCGGAGCCAGUGUUGCCUUCUGGAGACGAGGAAGACGAAGCGCCUUCAACAAAGAAGACACAAAGGAAGAAGCGAACUGUUGCAGAUGAUGACGAUGAGAAUGACGAGGUCGACGGCGCUCCCGCUAAGAGAAGAAAACAGUUUAAGUCACAAGAGAUUGUUGAAGACUCUUCAGAAGACGAGGGCGGCGAAGGUCAAGGAGAUGAUGAUGGGUUGUUCUGA
This is a messenger RNA of Candidozyma auris, 3306 nucleotides long. RefSeq lists its product as uncharacterized. NCBI's taxonomy places the organism in Eukaryota, Fungi, Ascomycota, Pichiomycetes, Serinales, Metschnikowiaceae. Gene Ontology annotation, cellular component: Cdc73/Paf1 complex. The record is from RefSeq and is a predicted model, not a curated record. The transcript has a single exon. The coding region runs from base 1 to 3306 and encodes 1101 amino acids. Gene Ontology annotation, biological process: regulation of DNA-templated transcription. Gene Ontology annotation, molecular function: RNA polymerase II complex binding.